GGCCCCCUCGCCCUCCUCACCUCGGGACAGUCGGGCACCGCCUGCCGCUGCCCCAGGGAGCGUCCCGUGGGACGGGGCGCGCCCGGAGUCCGCAUGAAGACUCCGGGCCGGGGACACGACGUCUGGGCCCGCGGAGCCCAGGCGCGCAGUGAGCGGUCACGCGGAGCUGGCGCUGGGCCGUUCGCGGGUGAAGCGCGAGGCCCGGGGCCCCUCUGCAGGGAGGGGACGGCAAGGAAUGCGGGCGUCGCCCCCACCCCCCACCGCUUCCUGGCGCGGCGCCUUUAAGGCCGGGCCGCCAGGGUCACGUGACUCCGCCGUCGCCUGGCAACGGGACGCCGCGCGGUCUCCCUCGGUCUCCCGCCGCAGCCCCGAGCGCAGGCGCAUGGCCCAGGCGGGCCCGCGAGCGUGCGCGGCGGCAGCGGAGCCCCCGGCCCCGGUACCCCCGGCCCCCCCGGCCCCCGCCCCCCCCGCGCUCCCGCAGAGGACCAGCGACUGCUACCGCGUGGACGACGACCUGCCGGCCAGGUUCAACAACCCGGCGUGGUUUCGGGGCUACGGGACCAAGAAGGCCAUGUCAGUGUACAGGACCAGUAACGGUGCCUACGGGAGCAGAGCCCCCACUGUGCACGAGAUGCCGAAAGUAUUUUAUCCAAAUUCGAAUAAAUUUUCCAGACAACUUGCAGCUGGUGGAAUGUUCCGGAACAAUACCUUCAACGUUUCCAUGGAGAAGAGCAUUGUGACGGGUCCUGACAACUACAUCACCCCCUACGACCGGUUCAACUUCCACCCCAGUUACAACGUCAGCAGGCCGUCCAUCUGUGAUUGGCCGGCCUCCUGACCCCGGCGGGGUGUCUGAAGUGUCACCCCUGCUCUCUCAUCAUCUGCCUAGUUGUAGGACAGACUUCACUGCUUUCACUGAAAAUGUUUUUUCUCUUAAGAUUAGAAAAACACGCAGACGGGGCUGUCAGGCCCCCUUAGUUCUGUUUUAUGUCUAAGAUGGAAAAGAUGCUAAUGACUUGACUUUUCAUUAAAAAUGUUGCCACAUCCUGAA
Molecule: messenger RNA, 1051 nt
Organism: Lutra lutra (Eurasian river otter)
Lineage: Eukaryota; Metazoa; Chordata; Mammalia; Carnivora; Mustelidae
Gene: PIERCE1
Product: piercer of microtubule wall 1
Exons: 3
Coding region: 236-838 (200 amino acids)
Biological process (GO): axoneme assembly
Cellular component (GO): axonemal microtubule
Source: RefSeq, a predicted model, not a curated record